GUAUCUCUCCUAAAUGUAUGGUUAAGGAAUUAUCACCAACAAAGAACAGUAAUACAAGAAAAGGAUUCCAAACAUUGACUCUGGAAAGACAUCAAAGCUACAAUCUUGAAAAUGUAUACUUCAGGGAAAUACAGAAAAAUCUACAUGGACUUGAGGUUCAAUGGAAAGAUGGUGAAAGAAAUUCAUAAAGAAGUGCCAGUGCCCCAUGAAAACAAUAUUGCUGGUAAAAGAGCUCAACAUAGUCAAGAUGAUGUAGAAAACAAGCAUACUGAAAACCAGCUUACAGCAAGCUUUCAGUCACGAGCCUUGCUGAACUGCGGAAAGUUCAAAGUGAGGGCAGAACUUAUGAAUGAGAUCAAAUGGAGAAGACAAGUAAUAAUGGUUGUUUAGUUUCUCCACACAUUAGGGGAAAAUCUUACAUGUUUAAUGAAUGUGGCAAAACCUUUGGAGAGUCUUCCAGUCUUAGUACUCAUCAGAUGAGGCAUACUACAGAGAAACCUUACAAAUGCAAUGAGUGUGGCAAAGCCUUUAAACGGAGCUCAAACCUCACUUUACAUCAGGUAAUCCAUGGAGGAAGGAAACCACAUAAAUGUGACGUAUGUGGCAAGGCAUUCAGACACAGAUCAAAUCUUGGAUGUCACCGGAGAAUCCACAGUGAAGAGAAACAAUACAAAUGCAAUGAAUGUGGCAAGGUCUUCAGUAAAUGUACAAGUCUUGCAGUGCAUCGGGGAAGUCAUACUAUAAAGAAAUCUUGCAAAUGCAAUGAAUGUGGCAAGGUGUUCAGUAAAUGUUCAAGUCUGACAAUGCAUCAGAGAAGUCAUACUGGACAGAAACCUUACAAAGGCAAUAAAUGUGGUAAGGUCUACAGUAAGCAUUCACAUCUUUCGGUGCAUUAGAAAAUUCAUACCGGAGAGAAACCUUACAAAUGCAAUGAAUGUGGCAAGGUCUACAGUAAGCAUUCACAUCUUUCAAUGCAUGGAAAAAUUCAUACCGGAGAGAAAGCUUACAAAUGCAAUGAGUGUGGCAAGGACUUCAGGCUGCAUUCACUUCAUUCAGUGCAUCGGCGAAUUCAUACUGGAGAGAGACCUUACAAAUGCAAAGAAUGUGGCAAGGUCUUCAGUCAAUGUACAUGUCUUACAGUCCAUCAGAGAAUUCAUAGUGGAGAGAAGCCCUACAAAUGCAAUGAAUGUGGCAAGGUCUACAGUCAAUACUCACAUCUUCUAGGGCAUCGGAGAGUUCAUGCUGGAGAGAAACCUUACAAAUGUAAUGAAUGUGGCAAAUCCUUUAAUCAGGGCUCAACACUCAAUAGACAUCAGAGAAUUCAUACCGGAGAGAAACCUUACAAAUGUAAUCAGUGUGGAAAUUCCUUUAGUCAACGUGUCCAUCUUAGACUUCAUGAGACAGUUCAUACUGGAGACAGACCCUACAAAUGUAAUGAGUGUGGGAAAACUUUUACACGGAGCUCAAACGUCACUGCACAUCAGAUGAUUCAUGUAGGAAGGAAACCAUAUAAAUGUGAUGUGUGUGGCAAGGGAUUCAGGCAUACUUCACAUCUUGUAAGUCACCAGAGAAUCCACACUGGAGAGAAAAGAUACAAAUGUACUGAAUGUGGCAAGGCCUUUGGACGGUUGUUUUCCCUCAACAAACACCAAAGAAUUCAUUCUGGCAAAAAAAAACCUUAUAAAUGUAAUGAGUGUGGGAAAUCCUUUAUUUGUUGCUCAGGCCUCACUAAACAUCAAAUAAGACAUACUGGAGAAAAUCUUACAACUUAAUAAUGACAAGGCCUUAGA
This is a messenger RNA of Cebus imitator (Panamanian white-faced capuchin), 1790 nucleotides long. RefSeq names its product zinc finger protein 616-like. Lineage: Eukaryota; Metazoa; Chordata; Mammalia; Primates; Cebidae. The record is from RefSeq and is a predicted model, not a curated record. The transcript has a single exon.